CUCGUUUCCACUGCAGCUUCCAAUCUUUAUCGAUUCAUUCGAGCGCUUAUUGCUUUUCUCAUUAAAUAGCCAAUAUCAUCGAGAUGCUGGCCAAUUCGAACGGUUUACGGAUGGAAAUCAUCACCGAGCCCUGGUUUCCGGAAGUGAUCCAACACCUUCGGCGGACGUUCUUCGCCGAUGAACCGCUGAACAAGGCGGUAAGCCUAUGCCGUCCUGGCGAUGGUCACACGCUUCUUGAAAAGCAUAGCCUUUCCAGCCUCCGGGACGGGAUCAGUGUAAUGGCGGUAACCGCCAGCGGAGAGAUAGCUGGAGUGGUCGUUAAUGGCAUUCUCCACGGCAACGACGAUACGAGCCGGGCCCUCGAUAAGCUGGCGACAAUGGAUGAUGACAAGUUUCGUAAAAUUUUCACUCUCCUUUACGAGGAGAAUCUGAAAAUUGACCUAUUCGAGCAGUUUUCGGUGGAGAAAAUAUUUGAAAUUCGCAUCCUAUCUGUCGACUCCAAAUUUCGAGGCCAAGGGCUGGCCAAAGAGUUGAUGCGGAAAAGCGAAGAGGUGGCGCGUACGCAAGGGUUCCGGAUCAUGAAAACGGAUGCGACCGGAAUGUUUUCCCAGCGUGUCGCCAGUUCGCUCGGUUUCGCGACCAGACACGAGGUACUGUACGACGACUACUGCGACCAGGACGGACGUCCGGUUUUCCACGUGGGUGCACCGCACGAUAGGUUGAAAAUCAUGUACAAGGCGCUCUGUUAAAAAAGGGUCCGGAACGGCGUAACUAAUCAAUCAAAAUACCACUUUUGCUCAGUGUGAAAAGCCGCCAGGAACCAAAGGAACAAGAAAGGAAAAACCAAAAAGAAACCCGAAUCGUUGUUGUUACUAAGCUGUUUUAAGCUAUACUCAUGUUAUUGUUGCAUCGGUGUCCAAUGAAAGUCCGUACAAUAGAAGCAAUAGUUGUUGUUCUCCCGACAUACCAAGUACUAUAACUAAGUACAUAAUCGCAAAAACUGGCGGCCAGAAAUUGGCUUAUUUUGUAAGGAAACGAAUGCACAAGGAACAAACUCAAGACAUGAAACCAUCCAAAUAAUGAUAGACUAUUGCGUUUGUAAGCCCGGGAAAGCCAUAUGAAUAUGGAGAAAGAUUGAUCCUUUGCAAGGAUAUUAUUUUUUAAGCACAGAAAACUAGAAAAUGGACAAAUAAUGAUAUGCUUAAGGUUUUUUUUUAAAUUAUUCUUACCCAGUGCUUGUUGUGUGUCCCUUCGUAUGUCCUUAUUGUGUAUCUGUAUGUGUGUUAAUAAUAGUUUUGAUACUAACUAUCACCCCUCGCCUGCCUCAUGGAAAAGCAAUGGCGGAAUGCAUUUGACAAUAAUGGAACUACUACAGCGAAUAUAUAAAUGUUACUUGUGUUCCGAAACAAUUUCGCCACAUAUUCCCCCCGCAUGAUGGC
Anopheles coustani is the source of this 1439-nucleotide messenger RNA. RefSeq names its product arylalkylamine N-acetyltransferase 1 (gene AANATL7). Lineage: Eukaryota; Metazoa; Arthropoda; Insecta; Diptera; Culicidae. The record is from RefSeq and is a predicted model, not a curated record. Bases 84 to 749 code for a protein of 221 amino acids. The transcript has 5 exons. Gene Ontology annotation, molecular function: N-acetyltransferase activity.